GCACGGACCGGAAACAUGGCGUUCAACUUUGGCGGCCCGUCUAGCAGCGCGAGUCUUUCUGGCACUGGGUUUGGAGCCGCCACCACAACAGCAUCCACUGGAUUUGGAUUCGGAUCAAGUACCACAGGUGCUUUUGGAGGUUUUGGAGCCACGACGGCUCCUCCCAGCAGUGGGUCGACCUUCAAUUUCUCCACACCAUCAAACACAGGUGGAGGUCUCUUUGGAAGCACUCAGAAUAAAGGUUUUGGCUUCUCCUCUGGUUUGGCUUCGAGUGGCGCUACAGGAACGGGCUUCAGCAGCACUGGAUUGGGCUUCGGUGGUUUCGGGGGAAUUCAGAGCAGCCAGACCCAACAGGGUGGUCUGUUUAACCAGCAGGGGUCUCAGUCUAGUCAUCUGAUCAACACUGCCAGUGCCCUGUCUGCUCCAUCUGUGCUCAGCGAUGAGCGGGACUCCGUUCUGGCCAAGUGGAACCAGCUGCAGGCCUUCUGGGGAACAGGCCGAGGUUAUUUCAACAGCAGCACUCCUCCAGUGGAGUUCAGCCAGGAGAAUCCCUUCUGCCGCUUCAAGGCGGUGGGCUACAGCUGUGUUCCUGAAACAAAAGAUGAAGAUGGGUUAGUGGCUCUGGCUCUCAGUAAGAAGGAAUCAGACGUGCGCUCUCAGCAGCAGCACUUGGUCGAGUCUCUACAUAAAGUCCUGGGAGGAAAUCAAAUGAUCACCGUGAAUGUGGAGGGUGUGCGAGCGUUACCUGAUGACCAGACGGAGGUGAUCGUUUAUUUGGUUGAGCGUUCUCCUAACGGCACGUCCAAGCGGGUUCCAGCAUCAACUCUCUAUAGUUUCAUGGAGCAGAUGAAUGUGAAAUCUCAGCUUCAGCAGCUCAGUGUCAUAAUGACUGUCAGCAGGACCGCACUGAGCGCAACACAACUCAAACAACUGCUUCAGAACCCACCCGCAGGUGUGGACCCCAUCAUCUGGGAACAGGCUAAAGUGGACAAUCCUGAUCCAGAGAAGUUAAUCCCAGUACCUAUGGUGGGCUUUAAAGAACUCCUGCGAAGAUUAAAGAUUCAAGACCAGAUGACCAAACAGCAUCAGACCAGAGUGGACAUCAUCUCUAAUGACAUCAGUGAGCUGCAGGUGAAUCAGGCCACAACCGCAGCCAAAAUCACACAGUACAAACGCAAGCUGAUGGAUCUGUCACACAGAGUACUACAGGUGUUGAUCAAACAGGAGGUUCAGAGGAAGAGCGGUUAUGCCAUCCAACUAGAUGAAGAGCAUCUGAGAGUUCAGUUAGAAACCAUUCAGUGUGAGCUGAACGCACCAACGCAGUUCAAGGGCCGGUUGAAUGAGCUCAUGUCUCAGAUUCGAAUGCAGAAUCAUUUUGGAGCUGUACGGUCAGAGGAACGCUAUCGAGUGGAUGCCGACCUUCUGCGAGAAAUCAAACAGCACCUGAAGCAGCAGCAGGAGGGUCUGAGUCACCUGAUCAGCGUCAUUAAAGAUGAUCUGGACGACAUCAAGAUGAUUGAAGAUCAGCUGCAUGAUGGGAUUCACACACGCAGCAGCAAACUCAGCUGAUACACACACACACACACACACACACACACACACAAACUACUGUGCAUUGUGACCGCCUGAACAUUAGAGAAUUGUUGAUUUCUGUUGUUGUGGUGGCCCAUUUCUCUUUUCUGUGUCAUGUGAUUAUCAUUGUGUGCCUUUGACAGCUGAAUCUUAAACACAUGUGUCUCACAUUGAUGAAUAAAGUUUUCUUUUGUA
Messenger RNA from Triplophysa dalaica, 1767 nucleotides. RefSeq names its product nucleoporin 54 (gene nup54). NCBI's taxonomy places the organism in Eukaryota, Metazoa, Chordata, Actinopteri, Cypriniformes, Nemacheilidae. The transcript is spliced from 13 exons. Gene Ontology annotation, molecular function: structural constituent of nuclear pore. Gene Ontology annotation, cellular component: nuclear pore; nuclear pore central transport channel. Gene Ontology annotation, biological process: NLS-bearing protein import into nucleus; protein localization to nuclear inner membrane; nuclear pore organization. Bases 16 to 1569 code for a protein of 517 amino acids. The record is from RefSeq and is a predicted model, not a curated record.